UUUUAAAAAAAAAUUCCCAACGCGAACGUGAAUCGUUCAUGUUCCAGCAUCUGCAGAAAAUAUAUUAUUCGAUUGUUCUGUUUGAACCAAUGCCAAACAACAUAACAAUGGAAAAUUGUUUAUAUGAAUAACAAAAAGCUUGUAAUUAGAAAAAGAAAAUGGAGUCCGAACUCCAAGAAAUAAAUCUAAAACCGCCAAAACAACCCGACCCGAUUCCCGACGACCGUCCUCUCCUCAAAUCCGUUACAACAAUCUUCGCCUCCGACACCGACGAACUCGAGAAGAAAUUCGCCGCAUACGUCAGGCGCGAUGUUUACGGAACAAUGGGACGCGGCGAGUUACCGACGAAGGAGAAGGUUUUGCUCGGUGUUGCGCUUGUGACGCUUGUUCCGGUGAGGGUGGUUGCGGCAAUGACGAUAUUGUUGUUGUAUUAUUUGAUUUGUAAGUUUUGUACGCUUUGUUCUGUUCCGAAUCGUGAAGAUGAACAAGAAGAUUACGCGCAUAUGGUUGGAUGGAGAAGGAUCGUUGUUGUUCAGUGUGGGAAAGCUCUUGCUAGGCUUAUGCUUUUUAUUUUAGGGUUUUAUUGGAUCAGACACUCGUAUCGUGUAGAAAACCCUACCUCCAAUGAGAAGGAAAACAAAGUCAAGCCUGAAGAGAUGGGAAGACCCGGUGUAAUAAUAUCUAAUCAUGUAUCAUACUUGGAUAUUUUGUAUCACACGUCUUGCUCAUUUCCAAGUUUCGUUGCUAAGAGAUCAGUGGCUAAACUUCCUCUAGUUGGUCUCAUCAGUAAGUGUCUUGGUUGUAUCUACGUUCAGCGGGAGUCAAAGACAUCAGACUUCAAGGGUGUUUCAGCUGUUGUCACUGAAAGAAUUCGAGAAGCCCAUCGGAAUACAUCUGCUCCAGUUAUGAUGUUAUUUCCAGAAGGGACAACCACAAAUGGAGAAUAUCUCCUUCCAUUCAAGAGUGGUGGUUUUUUGGCAAAUGCACCAGUACUUCCAGUAAUAUUAAAUUACCAUUACCAGAGAUUUAGUCCUGCCUGGGAUUCCAUAUCCGGGGUGCGCCAUGUAAUUUUUCUUCUCUGUCAGUUUGUAAAUUAUAUGGAGGUGACAGAGUUACCUACGUACUAUCCCUCACAGCAGGAGAAGGAUAACCCCAAAUUAUAUGCAAAUAAUGUUAGAACGUUGAUGGCUAGUGAGGGUAAUAUGAUACUCUCAGAUAUUGGGCUAGCUGAGAAACGAAUAUAUCAAGCUGCUCUUAAUGGUUUGUUUUCCCAAUGCUAAUUUGUAUUCUGGUUCAUAAUGCUAUUAUGUCCAGAAAGAAAGUUAACAUAGAAAAUUCUGCGCUGAGCAAGAUUCAUAUUUGAACUGUAUUCUAUCGUGGAUCCUUAUUUUGUAGCGUCAAUGUCGUUCAGCAUAGAGACCUUCUGGUACUAAUUUUUGGUUGAUCCUCUCAAGUAUUAGGUGGUUUACAGUAUAAUCGCUGAUUCUGAUUAUUCUUUUAUUGAUUAGGGAGAUUUAGGCUCCAAGUUUUUUAACCUAGUAAUCUUGACAAGAGGAUGCUUUAUAUCAUAUAUUAGGAAUUUAAAUAUUUAGGAGGAGCACAGAGAAGUACGUAAAUAUGUAAAAUAUUAACUUUGAUUUCCUGAAUUUUACCGUUUCAGCUAGUUAGAGUUUUUUAUAAGAACCUACUGAAUUAAAAAAAAUGGUUGAAGAGCUGAGAAACACAAGAAGUUCUCACAAGAAGAUUUAAGUAGAAGGUUGAGUUCAAAUUCGAGAAACUAAUAAAUUCUAUUAAUUUGCUAGCAUUUGCUUAUAAAAGAAUGACAUUUGUACAAUAUUAAGCAAAUACAUGUGAACAUCUUUGUAAUCUAGGACACAGUAGGUUCGAACUGUACAAUUGAAAUACUUGAUUUAACAGUUUGACAAAAGUAUUUCAAAUGAAAAAGGUUAAAUUACA
Cicer arietinum (chickpea) is the source of this 1956-nucleotide messenger RNA. RefSeq names its product lysophospholipid acyltransferase LPEAT1-like. The record is from RefSeq and is a predicted model, not a curated record. Gene Ontology annotation, molecular function: lysophosphatidylethanolamine acyltransferase activity. Gene Ontology annotation, cellular component: endoplasmic reticulum. Gene Ontology annotation, biological process: phospholipid metabolic process. Lineage: Eukaryota; Viridiplantae; Streptophyta; Magnoliopsida; Fabales; Fabaceae.